GUACAUAUAGGACCCGGGGUGACAACUAGUCCUCCGCCAAAUCGUUGCCUCUGAUACCUCAUUCCGGCACUGCCGUUUGCCUGAUAUCUAACUUGUGUGUACCGACCCACGGCUGUCCCUUGACCACCCUUGUUUCCUCUGUACUGCCUGCUUGUCUCUGGAGUCGUGCAUUUGGGUCCGCCCUCGAGCCCCGUUCGUGACCCUAUGGGUAUGUGACUGAUCUGAUGGCCAUUGUGGAGGCACUGUGUUGCAGAGUGCAAGAUGAUGAAGAAGGCAUGGACUUUCUGCCUCGAGAGAACCUCUGAGUGCAGCCUGUGAAAAACCUGCCAAUGAAGCGGCUGUCCGUGCUCAUGUCACUUGUUUUUGGAAAAAAAAGAAAUGUCACAUUUGUACAAUGAACAAAUGUUUUUAUUUUUUUAUUAAGAUGAGAAAUUAUUUUAUCCCAAAAACUUCUAAUUUAUUACUCAUUCAACAGUUACAUUCUCAAAGAAUUGGUUAUAGCACUGAGGAUGUAUUACACAAAAUGAAAGGAAAUCAAUGUACAACAAAUGAUUGAUUUGUGCAAAAAAUGUUAUAAUCUAGUAAUUCCUGUAAAACAAAGAACUAAAACUGGUUUUAGUUUCCUAUUAGUCUCACAAAAUCCCACAUAGUCUGAGGAAAAACUUGCCUCUAAACUUCUGAACAGCACAUGCAGGAAGAGGGACACUCACGUCUGCUGAGAAAUUUUGCCAUUUUGUUUCCCUGAUAUAUAUUCACCUAUCACCUGUGUUCUCUGACAUCUCCAACACACAAGAUGGCGUAAUUGGAAACCUAUCCAUUGUUUCAGUUUGGUUCAACGGCUUGAAGCCUGGCUUGGCGCUCAAAUUGGGGAAGACUGCAGGCUUGCAACAGCUCAGAAGUCCACCAUUGGUUCCGACGCUUUCCAGCUGCGGCACCGCGACGUGCAGGAGGGGCGUGGUACUUGUCCUUGUAGUGUUUUGUUUGCGAACAUUUCUCCCAAAGGAACAAGCGUUUGAGUGAAUGACGAAGAAUACACUAAAUUCAAUAAUAUAAAAAGUAAAAUACGUCAUUGGUUCCCGUUGACUGGGACAGGAAACGGAACCAUUCAGUUCAGUCUCUCCGUGUCACUUGAGAUACGGAGCUGUUGCAGUGCAGUAGAUCUGGUCAGUUUUCAUAAUAAAAUACACUGAAGGCAAAUUUCAAUACAAAAAAUAUAUAAAGUGUUCAUUAUUGCGCUAUGAUUCAGUUAUGGCAGAGGUUAAUGUAAUUAUUUUAAACCCGGAGCAUAGACGUCACUGUCGGCCGAAGAAUUGCUUUCGUUUUGAAGGGACGCCUGGCUUGACUUCCGUGGCUGGCUGAACUAUUUCCGGUGUAAGUGGCGCUGGCUCAUCUUUUCUUCCUUUUCGCCGUGCGGGAGUAGGCUCGAUCAACUUCAGUUUGUGUUCCUGAAUUUGGACCCAAUGUUGUGAAUCGUCAACUUGGGAUACUCGUGAUCUCUUCUUUAGUGGACUAAAACAUCACCUGUGCAAUCUGUUGGAGUCGUUACGUGAAAUUUGAAGCUUUUCGGCCGAGUUUAGCCUCGUUUGCGAACAAAGAGAGAGACUAUCAACAUUACGCGAACCAGAGAUCAAGCGUGAGGUGAAAUCUUUUUUCCACUACCGACGAGUAAGAUUUGACAAAAGUGACGCGUGUUUGGAAGAAAAAAAAAACAGCUGAAUUCUGUUGGCUUUCUGACUCGUUUUUAUAAUUAUCGUGACGUGGUUUAUGUGUCUGGCGGCACCUUAGUUACUGGUUACCUCGUCUGCCACACAGUUCUGAGGACUGGGACUCAAAUCCCAGCCCCUCCAGUGCAGAGUUUGCAUGUUCUCCCUGUGUGCGGCUGGGUGGGUUUUCUGCGUGCACUCCGGUUUCCUCUUAAAAAACGUUUGGGGCCGAUCACGCAGUUUAAAAAAAAAAAAAACCCGAUCCAUUUUCUCGUGACGUCACCAAUUUUGCUGCCUCGGGGGGAAAGCUGACGGCGGCCAUUUUCGUUCCCUGAGCACGUUGUUAGUACAUUGAGUAGAAUAACUUUUAAUAAGAUGCCUAUUUGCGGUGCUGUGGGUUGCUCAAACAGACGUGGGGUGAACAAAGAUGUCAGUUUUUAUAAAACUCCUAAAAUUAUCACUAAUCAAGGUGAUGAAGCACAAAUUCUCAGUGAACAGAGACGAAGGUUAUGGAAAAAGGUGGUCAAUCGUAAUGACAUCACGACAGAGGAGCAGUGGGAUCGGACACUUGUCUGCUCAAGACACUUCGUAAAUGGAGAGAAAGCUUAUCUACAUUCCAACACCAGCCCAUCGUGGGUGCCAAGUCUUAACCUCGAACCUAUGCUCAAUCCAGGAGCAGCCCGUUCAAUAUUCAUUGAUCGAUUUGCUGAGCAGGACAAAGGGACACAACAGCCACAACUGCCGGGAAACGCACCAGUCAGCGAUGCCAGUUGUGGAUGUCAUCGUAGUAGUUCAAGUACAAAGCGACGCAGGGCAAACUGUGCAGCUCAAAGCAAGAGAAGGCUUGUUAAGGAAAUGCUUUCCCCUGUCAUCCAUGUUGUGGGUGAUCAGGAAAUGUCACCUGAUCUAGAACAAGCAGCUGCUCGUUGUACAGAAUAUCUUGGCCUCCAUGAAAUAGACAACCCUUCCAUUUUUGAGGAUGAAGCGAGGCUUGGUGAAUCUUCAAGUGCCAUGUUGCCUCCAGAUUUUCACUGUAAAUGCUGCAGGCAUGCUAUUGCUGUCAAAGAUGCAUCAAUGCAGACAGAUAUAGACUUAAUAAUUGAGGCAGUUCCUAAGGAUCACACACAUUCCCAAAAACUUGAGGACAUCACAGAUCCUGUGUCAAAGACCGAUGCAGCUCAAGAUCGCAGAAAGUGUUGUGAUCGUCAUGUAAAAAUGUGUGCAAGAAGGACAGGAGAGUACAAGGAAGAAGUUCGAGUACCAAAAAAAGAGGAGGAGCCUUGUCAACUACCGGACGCUGUGUUCAAUCUGCAGCCUCGUAUUGUCCUACGCAGAGCAGAUGUCAGUGACUAUCUUCACCCAGAGUGGCAGCGGUCAGUGUCCCGUCACGUCAAAGAGGAAGAAGUUGAAGAGGUACAGUGUAUCAAAGAGGAGGAGGAAGAAGUCCUACACAUGAAAGAGGAAGAGCAGAAGAAAAUUAUCCAUGUUCCAGCCACUGAUGUCCAUUUGAAAAGUGAAGAUGAAGGUCAAAGUGAGGAGAGACAAGGGGCAGAGCCUUCAGAAUCAGCUUUAUUGGCCAAGUGUGUAAAAACGCACAAGGAAUUUUCCUCUAGCAGUCGGUGCUACCCUGGUACAACAUUCAGGACAACCAGGAACAGCUCAAGUGAAGGAGCCCACUGUGGAGGAUCACAAACAGAUGAUGAUGAACAAUCGAAAUGUGAUAUGACAUGUCACUUGACCAACAAAUGCUGGAAAUGUUCUCAGUGUGGGGAAACUUUUGCGUCUAUGAGGAAUUUAAAACAACAUGUGAAAAUACACACAGGUGAAAAGCCUUUUGCAUGCACAGUUUGUGGUCAAAGAUUCAUGUGGAAGGGAGAUUUAAAAUCCCACACAAGAACACACACUGGUGAGAAACCUUUUUCCUGCUUAGUUUGUGAUAAAAGAUUUACUUGGAAGGGAGAUUUUAAUAGACACACAAGAACACACACUGGUGAGAAACCUUUUUCCUGCUUAGUUUGUGGUAAAAGAUUCAUGUGGAAGGGAGAUUUAAAAAGACACACAAGAACACACACUGGUGAGAAACCUUUUUCCUGUUCAGUUUGUGGUCAAAGAUUUAAUCGGAAUGGAAGCUUAAAAUUACACACAAGAACACACACUGGUGAGAAACCUUUUUCAUGUUCAUUUUGUGAUAAAAGAUUCACUGAGAAGGGACAUUUAACAAUACACACAAGAACACACACUGGUGAGAAACCUUUUUCAUGUCCAAUUUGUGAUAAAAGAUUCACUGAGAAGGGACGUUUAAAAAAACACACAAGAACACACACUGGUGAGAAACCUUUUUCAUGUCCAAUUCGUGAUAAAAGCUUCCCCAAGAAGGGACAUUUAAAAAGACACACACGAACACUCACUGGUGAGAAACUUUUGCCUGCUUACUUUGGUCAAACAUUGUUCUCUAGUACAGUAAUCCCUUGAUUUUCAUGGUUAACGGGUCACUUAGAGAGAGGGCGAGAAGCCACCGGCCACCCCCACAACACACACGCACACACACACACACACAAACACACAAACAACCACUCUCCUAUCCACACCCCAAGAAUUUUCAUGUACAGUGAAGAAAAUAAGUAUUUGAACACCCUGCUAUAUUGUGAGUUCUCCCACUUAGAAAUCAUGGAGGGGUCUGAAAUUUUCAUCGUAUAGGUGCAUGUCCACUGUGAGAGCUAAUCUAAAAAAAAUCCAGAAUUCAGAACGUAUGAUUUUUUUUUUAAUUAUUAUUUUUAACGAUUUGUGUGAUACAGCUGCAAAUAAAUAUUUGAACACCUAUCAACAAGAAUUCUGACCCUCAAAGACCUGUUAAUCCACCUUUAAAAGUCUACCUCCACUCCAUGUAUUAUCCUGAAUCAGAUGCACCUGUGUGAGGUCAGUAGCUGCAGAAAGACACCUGUCCACCCCAUGCAAUCAGUAACACUCAAACUUGUAACAUGGCCAAGACCAAAGAGCUGUCCAAAGACACAACAGACAAAAUUGUACAACUCCACACAGCGAGAAAUUGCUACGGAGAAAUUGCCACGCAGCUUGAUCAAAAAAGGUCCACUGUUGAAGCAAUCAUUACAACAGUGUUUUUCAACCUUUUUUGAGCCACGGCACAUUUUUUACAUUGGAAAAAUUUUGUGGCACACCACUAACCAAAAACGUUACAAAAUGACACUCUGUAUAGUAUAUUUAAUUACAAUAGAAUUUCUCAAUUUAUUUAUACUCAGUCAGUGUGAAACCUGGGCCUGUUUAGAUGAACACAAAGCCGAUAUCCUGGCAGGAAUAGAAGAAAGACACACACGGAGCUCUUCUUCAACAGCUCUCAGUCUCUCUCUGUUUUUUGUUUUUAUAGCAGUUAGGCUUGAAAAGCUCAGCUCACACAGAUAUGUUGUGGAAAAUGGGAGCAAUGUCAGAACAGCUUUGUUGGCCACAAUGGGGAACUCCUUGGCAGCAGUCAACCAAAAACUGUCCAAGGGAAGAUCAGCAAAUCUUAGUUUUAAACCACGAUCCUGUUUCAGUUCAGUUAGUUCCUCCUGCUCUUGUAAAGUCAUGUCCUUUCCAACAACUGAUGCCGAGCUGGAUGGGUCCCUAACCCAGUCAAAGCAUUCAGUGGAGGCUGAAGAGAAAUAAAAUUUCUCCUCAAGACUUUUCACAAAUGUUUACCUAUUACCUCAGACAGUGCAGCAGUGUUGCUUUGGCGUUUGUCUUUGAGUGGGAACAUCUCCAGGUUGGCACGUUGCACAUGUUGUUGCCAGAGGUGCACCUUUAAACGAAAUCCAUUUAUUUUAUCUGUGCUUGUAAGCAGGUUUUCAUUUCGGCCCUGCAUCAUUGUGUUCAGUUCAUUAAGAUGAUGAAAUAUAUCAGCCAGGUAUGCCAGCUUUGCGCACCACUCAUCACUUGCAAACAGAUUUGAGUAAUCAGACCUCUCGUUAGAAACAUUUUAAGUUCCUCUCGCAGCUCAUACACACGGGUCAGCACCUUACUGCGCGACAACAAUCGGACCUCCGUAAGGAGCAAUAAGGCUUUAUGCUCCGCUCCCAUUUCCUCACACAGAGAUGCGAAUAUACGGCUUUUCAGAGGUCGUGUCUUUACAAAGUUCACUAUGCGCACCACAUCGUCCAACACAGGAACCAGUUCUGCCGGUAAAGUCUUAGCAACAAGGGCCUCACGGUGCAAAAAACAGUGCGUGACAAUCAGAUCUGGGUUUCUUUCCUUGACUCUACUCACGAACGAAGCCUUUGGUGCGCCCGACCAUGGCUGCAGCUCCAUCAGUGCACACACUUGUGCAGUUUUCCCACGUAAGUCCUCCCUGGUCAAGAUAUUCCGAUGUGACCCGAAAAAUUUCCUCUCCAGUUGUUUUUUCUGGCAGUGCCUUGCAAAAUAGGAAGUUUUCUCUAAUGGCAUCUCCAUCCACAAAACGCACAUUGGCCAAGAGCUGAGAAUGUCCACUAAUAUCCGUAGACUCGUCAACUUGCAACCCAAAUUUCCCACUGAUGCGUAUCUUUUCCAAAACAUGGCUUUCGAUGUUUGUAGACAUGUCAUCAAUACGCCUGGCAAUUGUGUUAUCAGAGAGCGGGACUUUAGCUAUGUCUUUAACCGCAUCAGGGCCGAGCAUCUCGUUGACAAUUGCUUUACAGGCAGGUAGUAUUAAUGUCUCUGCCACAGUGUGCAGCUUUUUUGAUUUAGCAACAAGUUUGGCGACUAGGUAACUAGCUUUGAGGGCUUUCUCAUUUACCUUUGUGGUUUUUCUCAUAAACGUUGCCUGUUUCUCUGUGUUUACACGUAGGCGAACAAAAUAGUCUAUCGGCUUGUUUUGAAGCAACGGGUGUGUCGUUUGGAGAUGGCGUUUAAGCUUGCUUGGCACCAUGGCGCUGUUGGAUAGCUUCUCGCCACACACCAGGCAUAACGGAAUAGGUGUCAUCUCAUCCCCGGUGAAAGUAAAUCCAAACAAAAGAUAGCUUUCACUAUAUUGCCUUGAGCUCACCGUCUUUGCUUGCUUUUUCCCACCACUCAUACUAGGGCCUUCAUCCGGGUCAGAAUCUUGUCCAGGGCCCAGUUCGGAGUUUGCAGUUGUCCUUUUUAAAAACUUCUCCAUGACUGUCAAAGCGGUCUCUCAGGUGCAUCACUAUUUCUCUUGGAGGAACGAGGCAAUCAGCUACGUGUUGCCACAUGGACAAAUAUUACAUUGCCAGCCUUUACAGCACGGACACUGGACAAUGAGAUAAUAUUUGCAGAAAAUUAUUCAUAAAUGUUAAUUUUUUUUAAAAAAGUGAUAUUGGAUAAUUUCUCACGGCACACCUGACGAUCUCUCAUGGCACACUAGUGUGCCGCGGCACAGUGGUUGAAAAUCACUGCAUUAGAAAAUAGACGAAGCUAAACAUGACGCUCAAUCUAAAUCGGAGUGGAGCCCCAUGCAAGUUAUCUCCUCGUGGGAUCUCAAUGAUCCUUAGAAAGGUGAGGAAUCAGCCCAGGACUAAACAACAGGACUUGGUCAAUGACCACAAAAGAGCUGGGACCACCGUUUCCAAGGUGACUGUUGGCAAUACAGUAAGAGGUCAUGGUUUGAAAUCAUGCAUGGCACGGAAGGUUCCCCUGCUUAAACCAGCACAUGUAAAGGCCCGUCUGAAGUUUACAAAUGACCAUUUAGAUGAUACAGAGGAGUCAUGGGAGAAAGUUCUGUGGUCAAAAUUGAACUUUUUCGUCAUAAUUCCACUCAGUGUGUUUGGAGGAAGAUGAAUGAUGAGUUCCAUCCCAAGAAUACCAUCCAGACUGUGAAGCAUGGGGGUGGUAGCAUCAUGCUUUGGGCGUGUUUUUCCACACAUGGGACAGGACGACUGCAUUAUAUUAAGGAGAGGAUGACCGCGACCAUGUAUUGUGUGAUUUUGGGGAACAACCUCUUUCCCUUAGUCAGAUCAUUGAAGAUGGGUUGUGGCUGGGUUAGGGUUAGGGUUCAACAUGACAAUGACCCGAAGCACAACCCAGGAAAACCAAGGAGUGGCUCCUUAAAAAGCAUAUGAAGGUUCUGGCAUGGCCAAGCCAGUCUCCAGACCUAAACCCAAUAGAAAAUCUUUGGAGGGAGCUGAAACUCCAUGUUUCUCAGCGACAGCCCAUCAAGCUGUCUGAUCUAGAGAAGAUCUGUGUGGUGGAGCGGGCGAAAAUCCCUCCUUCAGUGUGUGCAAACCUUGUGAACAACUACAGGAAAAGUUUGACCUCUGUAAUUGUAAAGGCUACGGUGACCACUCCAUGAUUUCUAAGUGGGAGAACUUGCAAUAUAGCAGGGUGUUCAAAUACUUAUUUUCUUAACUGUAUGUAUAUCUGGGUACCAGAAUGAAUAAAAUAUGUAAACAGGAUUUAUACUUUACACAUUUGAGACAAAGAUUAAGAUAGUUCAUGCAUUUACUUAAAUCACCUGACUUCUGGAAUAAUAUGCCCAAAAUACAAGGACAAGAGGCAUCUGUCCCAUGAGGAGAACAUGAGUCACUAAACAGUAACAGUCUGCAACACCAAUCUGAUCCAGUGUCUUGCGUACUUUAUUUUUUUCUGUUUUUUCAAAUUUUGAAAGCACACAAGGUCAAGUGGCAGGGGCGAGCAAGCAAGUUAACAAAGGCACAUUUUUUGAUAACGGUGUGUGUGUGUAUUGGUGAACGUGUCCUUGGCCACUUCUUAGAAGAUCAGGAGUUGGCUGGUGCACUUGUGUGGGGACUGUGCAUCCUGUAUGCGCAAAGAAUCUUCGAAGCAAGCAUAAUACUUUGGCUUUGUUGCAAAUCCAUAACAAAUAUAUUUACGAUAAUUCAAACUAUUUAAUUAUAAAACCUUUGUAAAUCUUUCCUGCAACAGUCGUCAACUGUGGUUGAGAAUUGCUCUCGCUGUCUCUCUCACAUGUACACAGACAAACACACGCCGAAGGAGAGGCUCGUAGAGUCUUUAAGUUCACUCACCUGCAAUAUUGCAACAUGAUGAUCAUUAACAUGAUCCUUGAAGAGGUACGCAUGCCAUCCUCUUCCAAAAAAAAGACCUUUUUCAAAAAUGUUAAAACACAAUGCAGGGUCCAACAAGGAGAAAGGUUACCUGUCUGAAGUCCUGGUGGACAUCUCAGUAGGUACCACAGUGCCUGUGCCUUUUGCUGCACAAAGUGGUUGAUUCCUCCCGCUGGAUCCCAGAAAGGAUAGAAGUGCUCCCACAUCAGAGCAAAUCCCUCCCGCUGGUUCCAUAGAAGGAUAAAAGUGCCCGUAACGUUAGUAGUUCUUGGGCGUUGCAGAGGAAGCUUUUGCUGGGGCAAAACGCUGAGGUGAUACUGUAACUACAUAAUCAAAAUCUUUUAUCACGACCACAACAUGGGGGGGGGGGUGUGAAAAGUAAACAUGAUGCACUGGAUCUGCAAUAGGUGAAGCGUGAAGUAGAGAGGGAUUACUGUGUCAGGUUAAAACACACAAGUGAGCAUGUGAGAAAAGCAAUGAUCAAAAAGCUUUUAAUGUAAAGGUGUAAAGUGACCCACUGAUAAUGAUAAUAACUGAUGACCUACUUACUAUUAUUGACUGAGAACCAACUUUCUUGUAUUCUGUGUACCAGCUAUAAUUGUAUCUUCGACCCAUAACAAAGGUCUCUUGUCCCCAAACAGUGGUUGAUCAGAUUUGACCUUAUCUGAUCUGUAAAAGUGAAAAUAUUGGGCUAGUCAUUAAAAAAAAAAUUCAGAGUAUUAUGCUGCCUUUUGUUGACAUGUCUGCAUAUGUUUUGGUGAUGGCUGACAUUUUUGGGACAUGAAGCCACAUUUCUUGGGCGAGCCUUGCAAGAAAGAGAUUCCCUGCUGUGUUUGUCAUUUUUAGGAUGACGUCCUUUUCCAUCCCAAUCCAUAGAUUUCUUUUGUUGUUUUUUUUUAUGCACAAUUUGUGAGGGAACAUAAUUUUGGGAGUGCUAGCUAUUUUCCAUGCAAUGUAACAAAUGUAUGAAAUCAAUGUAAGACACACCACCAACUUCAACAAAGCUGUGUUUAAAAACUCAAGCAAGGUCUAUUUUUUCUUAGUUUUAAUUUUGAAGGUCAGGAUUCCACCUAACAGCUACGAUGUAUAGCAAUAUGAUGAAUUACUGCCACUAAGGAGAUUCCUGUUCCCACACUGGCAUUCUGAGGGCUUUUAAAUGUUGGAAUUUGUUGAUGAAAAAGGGCCAUGCAAAAGGGAAUUAGUUAUUUUCCAAUUGUUUCAAAAUGUAUUUUUCAUUUCCCUGAGCAUGCAUUAAUUUGGCCCAAUGUUUUAGUAAUGUCAAUGUUCAAUAAGUGAAUCAUUGAUUGAAACACUGGAAAGAAUGACUUUUGGUGGUAAAAUGUAUUUGUGAUCCUGAAUAAAAUUCGACUAAUAAGAACUCAAUUUGCUUGUACAUCAAAUCAGUUUUCCCCAUUAAAAAGAAUGAAAAUGUAUUUUUUUUUUUCAUUGGAAACCCUCCAAAAAUAAAAGGCCCGCACUAUCCAGCAAAAUAUGGCCCAAGCGACAAGGCCGAAGUGGAAAAUCUCCAAAUUAGGGCACUGUAGAGGAUCACAAGCAGACAGCCUCUUCACUCCACUAUCAGAUAGUGAUGACAUUAAGUCCCUCUCUCCUCACUCUGAUGAUGAUGUGAUUUAAAAGUCCAAAAGUGAUUUGUCACACAACUAUCAAUGGAAAUGUUCAGUGUGGGAAAACCUUUGCUUGUAAGAGCAAACGCCACAUGUGAAAACACACUGGAGAGAAACCUUUUUCCUGCUGAAUUUGAACUUCUCGAAGUAUUGAAGAUUUGAAUGUGACGUCACGACACCACGUGCAUUUGUUUAUGCAGCCAUAUUGGUAGGCAAGUUUCUGCAGAAGAAUCCAGACGCGCUAGUGUAGGUUUUGGUUGUUUGUUUUUGUACACUUUGUUUUCUUUCUUUUCCUUUUUUCUACAUAAUGGAGCACAGAAGUGAAUGCCGUGUUGAAUUUUCUUUUUCUGACCAUACCAAAAAUCUCGAUCAGCAGUCAAAAGACCGUUGUGUGGACAAAAUCAAGUCAAUUGGGAGCGGACUAUACAGACUACUGACAGAAGUUUUCUUCUGUUAUGAGUGCUGCCACUUAUCCAAACAUCCUUGGAUCCUUUGUUCUCACUGCCACUGUAAAUAUUUUUACACAUUGAUGUAUCCACUGUCUGGAUUCCAGAUUGAAGAUAGAUCCGCAUGCAAUAGUUACAAUUUAUUUUCAAAAGCUGAAAACAUGUACUGUACAUUUAAUUACAUAUAGAUUGGUAUGCUACAUCCACAAAUAUAUUUGUUAUGCAUCUAGGUGUAAUUCUGAAAAAGCUAAUAAAAU
Molecule: messenger RNA, 11038 nt
Organism: Syngnathoides biaculeatus (alligator pipefish)
Lineage: Eukaryota; Metazoa; Chordata; Actinopteri; Syngnathiformes; Syngnathidae
Product: zinc finger protein 2-like
Exons: 9
Coding region: 2079-4175 (698 amino acids)
Biological process (GO): regulation of transcription by RNA polymerase II
Molecular function (GO): DNA-binding transcription factor activity; RNA polymerase II cis-regulatory region sequence-specific DNA binding
Source: RefSeq, a predicted model, not a curated record